This is a messenger RNA of Lepus europaeus (European hare), 1011 nucleotides long. RefSeq names its product IgLON family member 5 (gene IGLON5). The transcript has 8 exons. The coding region runs from base 1 to 1011 and encodes 336 amino acids. Gene Ontology annotation, cellular component: neuron projection. The record is from RefSeq and is a predicted model, not a curated record. NCBI's taxonomy places the organism in Eukaryota, Metazoa, Chordata, Mammalia, Lagomorpha, Leporidae.
AUGCCCCCCCCUGCGCCCGCGGCCCGGCUCCGGCUUCUCGCCGCCGCCGCCCUGGCCGGCCUGGCCGUCAUCAGCCGAGGCCUGCUGUCCCAGAGCCUGGAGUUUAACUCUCCCGCUGAUAACUACACGGUGUGCGAAGGCGACAACGCCACCCUCAGCUGCUUCAUCGACGAGCAUGUGACCCGCGUGGCCUGGCUGAACCGCUCCAACAUCCUGUAUGCUGGCAACGACCGCUGGACCAGUGACCCCCGCGUGCGGCUGCUCAUCAACACGCCCGAGGAGUUCUCCAUCCUCAUCACCCAGGUGGGGCUGGGCGACGAGGGCCUCUACACCUGCUCCUUCCAGACCCGCCACCAGCCGUACACCACUCAGGUCUACCUCAUCGUGCACGUCCCUGCCCGCAUUGUGAACAUCUCCUCUCCGGUGACGGUGAACGAGGGUGGCAACGUGAACCUGCUUUGCCUGGCCGUGGGGCGGCCAGAGCCCACGGUCACUUGGAGGCAGCUCCGAGAUGGCUUCACCUCCGAGGGCGAGAUCCUGGAGAUCUCCGACAUCCAGAGGGGCCAGGCCGGGGAGUACGAGUGCGUGACGCACAACGGGGUUAACUCGGCGCCCGACAGCCGCCGCGUGCUGGUGACCGUGAACUAUCCUCCGACCAUCACCGACGUGACGAGCGCGCGCACCGCCCUGGGCCGGGCCGCCCUCCUGCGCUGCGAGGCGAUGGCGGUGCCGCCUGCGGAUUUCCAGUGGUACAAGGACGACAGACUGCUGAGCGGCGGCACGGCCGAGGGCCUGAAGGUGCAGACGGAGCGCACCCGCUCGAUGCUUCUCUUCGCCAACGUGAGCGCCCGGCAUUACGGCAACUACACGUGUCGCGCGGCCAACCGGCUCGGAGCGUCCAGCGCCUCCAUGCGGCUCCUGCGCCCAGGAUCGCUGGAGAACUCGGCGCCCAGGCCCCCGGGGCCCCUGACCCUGCUCUCGGCCCUGGGCUGGCUGUGGUGGAGGAUGUAG